AUGGCUCUGACCCGCGAACAAUACCUGUACAUGGCUAAGCUAGCCGAGCAAGGCGAGCGCUACGAGGAGAUGGUCCAGUUCAUGAACAAGCUGGUGGUCACCUCCGCCGGCGCGGAGCUCACGGUGGAGGAGCGCAACCUCCUCUCUGUGGCCUACAAGAACGUCAUCGGCUCGCUCCGCGCCGCCUGGCGCAUAGUAUCAUCGAUUGAGCAGAAAGAGGAAAGCCACAAGAACGACGACCACGUGCCACUCGUUAAGGAUUACAGAUCUAAGGUCGAGAGCGAGCUGUCUGAUAGCUGCGCCGGGAUUUUGAAAAAUCUGAAUGAUUUUUUGAUUCCCUCGGCUUCUUCUAGUGAGUCCAAGGUUUUUUACCUUAAAAUGAAGGGAGAUUAUUACAGGUACUUAGCGGAGUUUAAGGUUGGGGAUGAUCGUAAGCAGGCUGCUGAGGAGACUAUGGUCGCUUACAAAGCCGCUCAGGAUAUUGCAAUUGUUGAUCUUUCUCCUACGCAUCCUAUACGAUUGGGUUUGGCGUUGAACUUCUCUGUUUUCUACUUUGAAAUUCUAAAUGCAUCAGAGAAGGCGUGCAACAUGGCUAAACAGGCUUUUGAGGAAGCUAUUGCCGAGCUGGACACUUUGGGCGAGGAAUCGUACAAGGACAGCACUCUUAUCAUGCAACUUCUAAGGGACAAUCUCACUCUUUGGACCGCAGAUAUGGAGGAUCUAGCAGACGAUGCUUGA
Fraxinus pennsylvanica is the source of this 738-nucleotide messenger RNA. The record is from the annotation of a GenBank genome assembly. Lineage: Eukaryota; Viridiplantae; Streptophyta; Magnoliopsida; Lamiales; Oleaceae.